UGUUACAAUUGUAUCAAAGCCGAGGACGGGUACCUUGUAUCUGCGAGCGGCCCCUUCUGCCCUCUGCCCCCCACUUGGGCCGGAGCGGAGCCUUCUAGCCCCGCGGACCCCCGCGCAGGAAGGAUGCCGAUCAACAAAUCUGAGAAACCAGACAAGCCUGAAAAUUCUGAUAAUGUCAAGGUCGUUGUCCGUUGUCGGCCUUUCAAUGAACGAGAAAAAACAAUGUGUUACAAGAUGGCAGUUAACGUUGAUGAAAUGCGGGGCACAAUCACUGUCCAUAAAACAGAUUCUUCCAAUGAACCUCCCAAAACAUUUACAUUUGAUACUGUUUUUGGGCCAGAGAGCAAACAGCUCGAUGUUUACAAUUUAACAGCAAGGCCAAUUAUUGACUCUGUUCUAGAAGGAUAUAAUGGCACCAUUUUUGCUUAUGGGCAGACUGGAACAGGAAAGACGUUUACAAUGGAAGGGGUCCGAGCUGUCCCAGAACUCAGGGGGAUCAUUCCGAAUUCUUUUGCUCACAUAUUUGGGCACAUUGCAAAGGCAGAAGGUGAUACAAGAUUUUUGGUUCGAGUCUCGUAUUUGGAAAUCUAUAAUGAGGAAGUACGUGAUCUACUGGGCAAGGACCAGACACAGAGGCUAGAAGUUAAAGAACGACCUGACGUGGGAGUCUACAUUAAAGAUCUUUCAGCAUAUGUUGUAAAUAAUGCAGAUGACAUGGACCGAAUUAUGACACUGGGACACAAAAACCGUUCUGUGGGUGCCACUAAUAUGAAUGAGCACAGUUCCCGUUCCCAUGCGAUCUUCACCAUCACCAUUGAAUGCAGCGAGAAGGGUGUCGAUGGGAACAUGCACGUGCGCAUGGGCAAGCUGCACCUCGUAGAUCUUGCGGGAUCAGAAAGGCAAGCAAAAACUGGCGCUACUGGGCAACGACUCAAGGAAGCUACAAAAAUUAAUCUCUCUCUCUCUACCCUUGGGAAUGUCAUUUCUGCACUGGUGGAUGGAAAGAGCACUCAUGUGCCGUAUCGUAACUCCAAGCUGACUCGACUCCUGCAGGAUUCUCUUGGGGGCAACUCCAAGACUAUGAUGUGUGCAAAUAUUGGCCCGGCCGACUACAAUUAUGAUGAGACUAUCAGCACUCUGCGAUAUGCCAAUCGUGCCAAGAACAUCAAGAAUAAGGCUAGAAUUAAUGAAGAUCCAAAGGAUGCCUUGCUUCGCCAGUUUCAAAAGGAAAUAGAAGAACUUAAGAAAAAGUUGGAGGAAGGUGAAGAAAUUUCCGGCUCUGAAAGCAGUGGCUCUGAUGAGGAGGAUGAGGAUGAGGACGAGGAGAUUGGCGAAGAUGGAGAAAAGCGAAAGAAGCGAAGGGAUCAAGCAGGAAAGAAGAAAGUUUCUCCUGACAAGAUGAUGGAAAUGCAAGCCAAGAUAGAUGAAGAAAGGAAAGCCCUUGAAACAAAGCUUGAUAUGGAAGAGGAAGAGAGAAACAAAGCCCGGGCAGAGCUUGAAAAGAGGGAGAAAGAUCUGCUUAAAGCGCAGCAAGAACAUCAGUCACUGUUGGAGAAGUUGCUAGCCUUGGAAAAGAAGGUGAUUGUGGGAGGAGUGGACUUGCUGGCUAAAGCGGAGGAGCAGGAGAAGCUUCUGGAGGAAUCUAACAUGGAACUUGAGGAGCGAAGGAAAAGAGCAGAGCAGCUCCGCAGAGAACUCGAAGAGAAAGAGCAAGAGCGUUUGGACAUUGAGGAAAAGUAUACCAGCCUUCAAGAGGAAGCUCAAGGGAAGACCAAGAAACUGAAAAAAGUCUGGACAAUGCUAAUGGCAGCAAAGUCAGAGAUGGCGGAUCUGCAGCAGGAACAUCAGAGAGAAAUUGAAGGCUUACUGGAGAACAUUCGCCAGCUCAGCAGGGAGCUUCGUCUUCAGAUGCUCAUCAUUGAUAACUUUAUACCUCAGGACUAUCAGGAAAUGAUUGAAAACUAUGUUCACUGGAAUGAAGAUAUUGGAGAAUGGCAGCUGAAAUGUGUAGCCUAUACUGGAAAUAACAUGAGAAAACAGACUCCGGUACCGGACAAAAAAGAAAAAGAUCCCUUUGAGGUGGACCUUUCACAUGUAUAUCUAGCAUACACUGAAGAGAGCUUGAGACAGUCUUUGAUGAAACUUGAGAGACCGAGAACUUCAAAAGGAAGAUCAAGGCCCAAAACAGGCAGAAGAAAACGUUCUGCGAAAUCAGGGGCUGUGAUUGACUCAUUGCUGCAGUAGACUAAAACAGGGAGUGAGCUUGCAGUAGGCGUGUGCUUGGCCAAAAGAUGCAGAUUCUUCUUUCUGGAGGUCACAGGAGAGUUUGAUGUAUUGCUGAUCCAGAAGUAGCUGUAAAGGCCCAUGCUGUUGCGACUGCAAGAAAAUACAUGGGUUUCCCUUGAUUUGCCAUUAGGUCAUCUGUUAUACUAAUGUAAUUUUUUCAGUCUAAGCUAUGUGGUCAUUGUAAAUUGUCAUUGUUAUUAAUGCCACUUUGGACAUUAUGCAGGGGGAAACUGUUUGGGAUAUCCUGUGUUUUAAAAUGACAUGUACAGAAUGGACGAGAUUUUCUGUGUGUGUGUCUAAAGUUAAACAGAUUGUGAGUAGACAACCAGAAUUCCAUAACCUGAUAUACUGGUUUUGCUUUGUACUUUGCUGUUAGUCCUUCCCAUUGUUCUGUGUUUGCACUGUUGUAAAAUGUCCUCUUCUUCUUUUAAGAAGUGGUAGCUGCAGAGUCUGAAAUAAGUGGAAACCCCUUCUGUCUGAAGCACUCUGUCUAAAUAAUUUACCAUUCCUGUAGUAUACAUACAAUAUACAUAGACUUAACUCAGUGUUGUUACGCAAAGAUGGAAGGUUGCAAACCUAUGUAGUGGUAGGCUUGCACUUGUCUGGAGGGCAAGGAUAAGGUAUCCUUAAGAUUAAAACCUAUCUAGCAUUUGAUUUCGAAUGGGCCAUGCCUGAUUAUGGGAACAAUCCAAUAACUACUGCUCUGCAGCUUCCAUUCAUCUUCACUGGGGUUUACGAAGUUCAUGCUGAAGUUACAGAGAAUUGCCAGGCAGCCUCUGCUGCUUGACUAAUCAAUCUGGAAAAAAGCAUAUUUGUGUGGACAAAACUCCAGAACUGGAUGCCAGGUAGCUUUGAGGAGGGACAAGGGAAAAAUUCAGUCUGUAAACUGUAUUUUCAAGAAAGCUGGCAAGGAGUUAUUUUGGGGUUGCCUUUGAAGCCUAGUUCAUCUAAAAGCAGCAGGAGGAGCUGACUUGUGUGAGACUGGAGGAGUUUGCUUGAAGAUCAGGCCUCUUUAAUAACUGCUACAUCUUCUGGCUCUUAUUGCUGUACUUUCAGCAAUAACUCGCACCACUUCCUUCUGCCACCAUAUUCCAGCUCUAGUUUGGCAGGACAUGAAAAGUGAAAUCUCUGUCUUUGCCUGUUAAUCUAUCGGUUUUCAUGACUCUCAACAAGAUCAGCCACCGUCAGAACCCUUGUCAGUUACAGUCAAAGAUUGUAUUGCAUUUGAUGCUUGGAAACUGAGAUGCUACAAUGUUAUUCAGGAAGAAGCUUAUGUACAUAGUUUUUAAAGUUGCCUCCUUUUCUUAACUGUUUGAUUCUAGGCCAAUUAAGUUUUUGGAUAGAAUAAGUGAGCUUGGACGUGUGUUAGAAAUGACCUUGGCUUGUUUCCUCAUAGUAUUUUAGUGGAGGAAAAGUAGAAAUUUCCCCAAAAUGUCAAGAACAAUUCUAUCACUACUGAACCAUAGUUUGAUUUAUAGAGCAUUGAGACAGUAGCAUUACCUUAGAAGGAGCGGAUUGGUACAGUGUUAUGCGUUCUUUAGUCAUUCUGUUUCCAGUCAAAGGAAAUACAGAUACUUGCUUGUUCUGUCUACAUACUGAAUUGGCACCCGCUUAUCUUCCAAAUCCAAUCUCUUAUUUAUGAAGUUAUACAGCUACCACACAUGAACUUUUGUUACAUAUUUAGGAUGGUGAUGACUGCUAGACAUAUCUCUUAUUGUAUGUAUUUUAAAAGUAAUUUUAACCAUUCCUGUGCAAUGUGUAUUUUAAAAAGCUGUGCUGGCAGCUGUGAAAUGCUCCUAACAAAAAGAGAAUUUUGAUUAUAUUUUGGUAACAGGACUGCAAUCGCCUGUUGUUUAGUGUUAUGAAUGGCACCAAAUUGCUGUAAGCCAUGUUGCCCAGAGGCCUCUGUAGUUUUAUUUUUAGAACUUCUUUAAUGAUUUCAGCUAACGGUCAGCUGAAGAGAAAUUGAUGAUGAAUAUGGAAGAGAUGCUUGGGUAGAGCAAGCAGGAUGAAGCUGGAGGAAGAAUAGCUUUAUGUUCAUAGCUGGAUUCAAACAAAACACUCGAGCUGUCCUAUGCACCGAAGAUGUGCAACUGUUAGCUACUGUUGCGGUGGUUACACAGGAAACUGUUGGUCAAAUAAAGUAUUUGAAUAUGGUGUGGGCUUUUUUCUCAAGCAUUCAGAAAUUCUUUAUAAUUAGCUGGCAAACAUUAAUACACUUGAGGGAGAUAAAGCUGAUCCUACGCUGACACUGAUCUCGAUAUUCUGUUUUCAGGAUUAGAAAGACAUUUUCACUGCUGUGAUAUGCUUCAUAGUGGAAGGUGGAGUGACAUUUACAAGGAGCCAGGCAUCAGGAAGAAGGGGUGCCAGCACUAGAUCGGGGCUUCUUUUCUGAUGGGUGCAGCAUUGUAAAUGUUUCAACUCAAGUGCUCACCUGCCUGGCUACAUGCAGAUUUGUACCACUUGAAAGGCAGUGGACAUGCUGCUUGGGCUACAGUCUCUCUUGAUGUUAUAAUUCUGUGGCAGUUUGUCCACAAAGCCAUACCUGACAAUUAACCAAAGGGAAUGCCAGUGCAUCCAAUUUUCCUUUGAUGGUACAAGUUGAUCCUAUUUCCUGAUAGCUUUACUUUGGGAGGUUUACAAUACUUGCUUGUACAGAGGUGGCAAACUUGAAAGUUUUCUCUUCCUAAAGUACUUCCAAGGAGAGCCCUAACAAGUAUAACUGCUUACUUUUUAAAAGGCAGAGUAUCUGUCAUAGUUACAGCUGGUGCAUCAUAUUAUUUAUUGUGGAUGUCUUUAUCCAGGUUUGAUUUUUAGCCUUAUAGCCCAAGCAAUCUACAAUAGCAUGCUGGUUUAAAGAAAAGGCAAAAGGCCAUUCUGGUUUAGACACAGCCUUGGGAAUAUCAAAGGCUUUUUCAGGGAGAGAAGCAGCAGUGGUGCAGUACAAUUUCAGCAGUCUCAUCCCCACUUCUGUACAAACCAUGGCAGGUGAAACUGAAUGAGCGUCAGACAGGAGUGGUUUCCUUGAGUAUUGUGCUAACUGGUCACAGCUUACUGCAAUGUUCAACCUGUGUUUCCAUUACUUGCUUUAACGACAUCUUCCCCUUUGACUCAAUUCCUAUCCUGCCUGCAACCCAUGUGGUCCCUGAGGUCUUUCAUGGCGCUAACACUUGCUGCUAGGAAGAGCAGCCUGGCCUUGUUCUGCCUAUUGAUAUGCGAACACCAAAGGAAGAGGCUCUAAUGUAGGUGAUGUGUCUCCUUGUCCAUUCUGCCAUAGCCCAGCAGACUCCUGUGUUUUCAGGAAAAUUGACCUGAGGGCUCAGUUUUUUCUUUGUUUCUGUUGCAGCAUCUUAAAUUAUUUGUGUGUAACAUUUUGUUUUUAAAACAGCUUGCCUACUUCCUGGAUUGCAAGAGAAGAAAAAACGCCUCUCUCUGUGCCUUUGUAGUUAAUUACCUUGCAUUGCUUACAUCUUAAAUUAUAGUAGUUGAGUAUUGAUCCACAUUAUCAAUUCUGUAUAUAAGGAUGAGGCAAGAAAGGAUGUAUCCCUAUUUAUUGUUUUUCUAAGUUUUUAGUUAACACUUCUGGUUUGUGGUUUUGUCAUGUACAAAGUGUUUAUGUUGUAUAUAGUGGUACUAUGCCUCAACACUGAGCAUGUUGAAACCAAGAAAUAAAUGUCUUGGAUUCCCACUGUA
This is a messenger RNA of Varanus komodoensis (Komodo dragon), 5979 nucleotides long. It is a transcript of the gene KIF3A, whose product is annotated as kinesin family member 3A. The record is from RefSeq and is a predicted model, not a curated record. Bases 124 to 2244 code for a protein of 706 amino acids. Gene Ontology annotation, molecular function: ATP binding; microtubule motor activity; microtubule binding. The transcript is spliced from 18 exons. Gene Ontology annotation, biological process: microtubule-based movement. Lineage: Eukaryota; Metazoa; Chordata; Lepidosauria; Squamata; Varanidae.